Telopea speciosissima is the source of this 464-nucleotide messenger RNA. RefSeq names its product copper transporter 1-like. Gene Ontology annotation, molecular function: copper ion transmembrane transporter activity. Lineage: Eukaryota; Viridiplantae; Streptophyta; Magnoliopsida; Proteales; Proteaceae. The transcript has a single exon. Bases 19 to 453 code for a protein of 144 amino acids. The record is from RefSeq and is a predicted model, not a curated record. Gene Ontology annotation, cellular component: plasma membrane. Gene Ontology annotation, biological process: copper ion transmembrane transport; intracellular copper ion homeostasis.
UUAUUUCCUUUCCAAAACAUGGAAGCUGAUAAAGUUCAAGGCAACACAUCUCUACCCAACUUUAUGAACCACAUGACUUUCUUCUGGGGCAAACAAGUGGAAAUCCUCUUCCCUGGUUUCCCUGACCACAACGUUAGCUUAUAUGUAUUGUCUCUGUUCUUUGUUGCUGUUCUUGCAGCCACUGUUGAGGUCUUGAAGGCUACCGAGGCUGGAAAACAGAGGGAAAGUCCAAGAGCAACUUGGCUUAGACAAAGUGGUCUACACAUGCUUCGAGUGGGUCUUACUUAUAUGGUUAUGCUUUCUGUUAUGUCUUACAACGCUGGUAUAUUUCUUGCUGCCGUCGCCGGUCACACUGUUGGAUUCUUGGUUUCAACUCGACCUGUAGCUUCUCCGACCCAACCCUUUUUCAAAGAGAUGAAUCAAUCCACCAACUCUUCUUCUCUGGAAGCUUAAUUUGGUUUUCC